AUGACUGUUCGCAGUGCUUCCAAGGGCAAUGCCGAGGACAUCUCAAGCAUUUCUCCUCAUGUGACGAAGGUCACGGGGCUUAUAUCCAAUUCAAAACACAAUUCGAACUUUAACAUCAUCGAUAUUCGCCAUGAUGGUGCUGAGAUUGAGUUGAAGGAUGAAAUUUUGGCAUCUUUGAGGCCAAAAAGUGGUCUUAAGAGUCUGCCAACCCUGCUCCUAUACAGUGAGCGGGGUCUACAAAUCUAUGAAGAGGUUGUUAUCACUUAUUUGUCUGAAUAUUACCUUACAAAUGCAGAGAUUGAUGUCCUUGAACGUUCCGCCGAAAGCAUUGCAUCAAACAUACCUUCAAAUUCUAUGGUUGUUGAGCUGGGAAGCGGUAAUUUACGCAAGGUGAGUAUAUUGCUACGAGCUUUAGAUGCGGCCGGCAAGUCUGUCGACUACUUUGCACUUGAUUUGUCAUUGAAGGAGUUGGAGAGAACUUUAGAACAGGUCCCGGAAUUCAAAUACGUGAAAUGCCACGGGCUCCUUGGAGAGUAUGUGUAUGACACUCAAGGAGGCCGUCACCAAGCGUUCUAUUCUCCAUCCCGCGAUAUCACCAUUCGGGAUGUUCUUGUAAAAGCUGGGGAGCGUGUGAAGAUAGAAGUCAGUUUGAAAUAUUCAUCGAAGGAAACCGCCAAACUAUUGAAGGAUGCCGGACUGAGAGAGGCCCAAAAGUGGUCAGCCUCGACCGCUGAUUACAAUCCGGAUGUCGAUAAUCCUGAGCAAUGCCAUGCCCAUUCCGAAAUUCCGGAUGAGUGGCCACCACUUGAAGAGAUUUUAUCCUAUCAGGAGAAGGUGAGAGAAAAGGUUGCAAAAUAUUAUGCAAGCCAAGAUAUUCCCAGAAAUCUCGGUCGUGCACUCUGGUUGGGCUUUGAGCACGAAGCCAUGCAUUUGGAGACCCUCUUGUACAUGUUACUGCAAAGUGACAAGACUAUUCCACCUACAAGUGGUAUACCGGACUUUAAAGGAGAAGCAGAGAGAGCCGAGGCAUCUCGAGUACCAAAUGAAUGGUUUAACAUUCCAGAGCAGGAAAUUGUCAUCGGAUUAGACGAUCCAGAGGAUAAUUCCGGACCGGACAAUCAUUUCGGGUGUAAUGGAAGUAUUGGCGGGGCAAGCCCACCUCCGCUAACCAAGGCAUAUCUCACAGGUAAAGCUGUUCGAACGAUCUAUGGUCUAGUACCGCUUGAGUAUGCCUUAGAUUGGCCAGUCUUUGCUUCAUACGACGAGCUUUCUGGAUGUGCAAGCUGGAUGGGUGGGCGAAUACCCACUGUUGAUGAGGUUCGGAGCAUUUAUAGUCACGUCGACGGCUUGAACGUCAAAAAAGCAGAGAGACAUUUGGGCAAGACAGUCCCAGCUGUUAAUGGGCACCUUAUCAAUGAGGGCGUCGAAGAGACACCGCCAUCGCAAAGUUCUCAGGUUGGCGGAAGCUCUCAAGAGCUUUUCACCGACCUUGAGGGUGCCAAUGUGGGAUUCAAAAAUUGGCAUCCAAUCUCCGUUACUGCUGGAGGUAAUAAACUUGCAGGGCGGGCUGAGAUGGGUGGAGUUUGGGAAUGGACCAGCUCUGUUCUCAGCAAACAUGAAGGAUUUGAGCCAAUGCCUUUAUAUCCUGCCUAUACUGCUGAUUUCUUUGAUGGAAAACACAACGUUGUACUCGGAGGAUCUUGGGCAACUCAUCCUCGUAUUGCUGGAAGAAAAACAUUCGUCAAUUGGUACCAACGUAAUUAUCCAUACACAUGGGCAGGCGCACGCCUAGUUCGUGAUCUGUAG
This is a messenger RNA of Sclerotinia sclerotiorum 1980 UF-70, 1806 nucleotides long. RefSeq lists its product as hypothetical. Lineage: Eukaryota; Fungi; Ascomycota; Leotiomycetes; Helotiales; Sclerotiniaceae. The transcript has 9 exons. The coding region runs from base 1 to 1806 and encodes 601 amino acids. The record is from RefSeq and is a predicted model, not a curated record.